Molecule: messenger RNA, 1630 nt
Organism: Musca vetustissima
Lineage: Eukaryota; Metazoa; Arthropoda; Insecta; Diptera; Muscidae
Exons: 6
Coding region: 41-1630 (529 amino acids)
Biological process (GO): mitochondrial protein catabolic process; mitophagy by internal vacuole formation
Cellular component (GO): mitochondrial outer membrane
Source: RefSeq, a predicted model, not a curated record
GAGACAAAUUCUAUUGAAAAAUCAUCAAGAAGCCCAGACAAUGGCCGAUAGUCGGGAACGAAUACGUGGACCCUCCAGGGAUGGUCGGGAGUUUUUGACAAGUCCACGUCAAGUACUGCGACGUUUAAUGUUAUUAUCCGAGGGACGUCAAUAUCGUGAAGCUGCUGGCGUUGUUGGCCGUUUAGGACCAUCGGUGUUGAGAUCGGUUAUUGCCGAACUGCCAAUUGAUUUGUUGCUGGAACAUUUGCCGCAUAGCGCCUAUCUGUUGGAGUCAUUCUUUUCGAGACUAAUCACAGUCAAUCCCUCACCAAAACCUGAUGUACCCACUGAAGCCGUCCUCUGGCAGUUGGUAAAACUUUUCUCCAAUCCCCAUGACCCGGGUUUGAAACAACGUUGUGUAACUCUGCUACAAUCAUUGGUGCAAUAUGAACCGAAUUUACGGCAUACCAUACGAGAGACCCGCAAAAACUUCAACGAUGCUGUUCAAGGUUUGGGUAUUCAUGGACUUACCACAGAUUCGUCAGGACAAUUGAUAUCCCUACAUAUUGCACUGAAAACAGAACUACAACGGCACAUCGACACCUACAAAGUUGCCCUACACAAACUGGAGGAGUUAAGUGCUAUCACCAUCAAUCAAGAUCCUGCUCACUCCUCCCAUCAACGUCUCUUGGCCAUUAACUAUGGCGAUAUUCAGCAGCGUUUGAUUGAUAAUAAAACCAUUCUCACCCUACUCGAUAAACCUGCUCUCAAACAAUUAGCUAGUCUUAUUGAAAAUCUUGCCCAACGUGUUGAGAACGACAAGGAGGUACUUAAGGCAGUCGGGCAAGUGAAGAGAGUGGAUAUGCAGGCGAAUCUGGAAAAACGACCAGCUGCUGGGCUACUUAUGAAUUUUGCCCGUGGCUGUGAAGUUGUUCUGCAGAUGAUGGGACCAGAAAGUUUAAGCAGUCCCAACAACACACCAAGCAUUGGUUCACCGGCUGGUGGCAGUAACAGCAGUUGCAGUGAUGGCUAUCAUUCUGAUGAUUCAGCUAAUGAAGAAAUUAGCGGCAUGGUAUCACAGUAUCGUUUGUUGUAUCUAGAAAAUAGGACAGAUACGUUGGAGGCAUUGGACAGUUUACCCCAGCUAAAACACGUUCACAAUUUGAAAGCAAAAAUCUUAUUUUCAAUAAUAGUGCUUUCAUUUCGUUUGUGCCACGGCAUGCGAGAACGCAAAGUUAUGGAAGUGCGACGCACCCUCAAUUGCCCACUGGAUAGUACAAAUGAAAUAACUUUGGCCCUGGAUCGAUCUAUACGCCAACAUUUACAUGAUACCAUUGAUACGUUUCCAUUGGGUGAAAUCGAAAGAUCUGUUUUUAAUCAGGUGUUAUCAACGUUACAUGAAUAUUCAUGUUUGGAAUCAUGUCCACCACUAAUGCACUUUGUUAGUGCUUGUGUUCGUCUAGCCUGGAAAAUGGUUAAUCAAAAGGUGCCCUAUUAUUUGGAUAAUGAUUUUAAUUUGGGUUUCCUACGCCCCGAAAAACAUGAACGCCAUGCCCAAGCCGAUCGACGUUCGGACUUAAUAAAAGCCUUCCUGUGGCCAGCGCUAAUGCAAAACAACCACUGUGUGUUCAAAGCGAUUGUGGUGACUUAG